Molecule: messenger RNA, 582 nt
Organism: Phaeoacremonium minimum UCRPA7
Lineage: Eukaryota; Fungi; Ascomycota; Sordariomycetes; Togniniales; Togniniaceae
Product: putative polyadenylate-binding protein 2 protein
Exons: 3
Coding region: 1-582 (193 amino acids)
Molecular function (GO): RNA binding
Source: RefSeq, a predicted model, not a curated record
AUGAUGGCGGACACGAACCCAGAGGACAAGGUCCCCAACGACCCCCCGGCUGCGGAGGAAGAUGGCAACGAUGAGGAGGAGAUCUCCGCCAUGAAGCGACGAGUUGCCGAGAUGGAGGAGGAAGCGGCGAAGCUUCGCGAGAUGCAGGCCAGCCUUGACCAGCAAAGCCAGGAAUUGUCGGAGAACAAAGAGGACGUCGACAGUCGCAGCAUCUUCGUGGGCAACGUCGACUACUCAGCAUCGCCCGAGGAGAUCCAGGCGCAUUUCCAGAGCUGCGGCUCCAUCAACCGCGUUACGAUCUUGCUGGACAAGUUCACGGGCCAGCCAAAGGGAUACGCAUACGUCGAGUUUACGGAGCCCAGCCUGGUCGCGCAGGCCCUCGUUCUAAACGAGAGUGUCUUCAAGGGCCGAAAUAUCAAAGUCGUUCCGAAGCGGACCAACGUCCCCGGCAUGAGCAGAGGACGUGGAAGAGGAGGGUUCCGGGGAGGACGAGGCGGCUUCGGCGGACGGGGUGGCUUCAACCCCCGGGGCGGAUACCGUGGUGGCUACCGUGGCCGUGGCCGAGGGUAUGCACCUUAUUAG